Molecule: messenger RNA, 2989 nt
Organism: Lentinula edodes (shiitake mushroom)
Lineage: Eukaryota; Fungi; Basidiomycota; Agaricomycetes; Agaricales; Omphalotaceae
Product: exocyst complex component Sec10-like protein
Exons: 8
Coding region: 196-2985 (929 amino acids)
Biological process (GO): Golgi to plasma membrane transport; exocytosis
Cellular component (GO): exocyst; cytoplasm
Molecular function (GO): protein binding
Source: RefSeq, a predicted model, not a curated record
UCCUAGAAGAGUUAGAUAGAAUGCUAUUGAGCCACAAGCAUGCUCAAUACUAUGUGUGAGGCAUAAUGAUUCUAAUGCACGCUACACGAAAGAUUUUGUUGAUAAGGUCAAAGCUGGACUUAGCUAGAUGUGGCUGUGCUCGUAGAGUAACUCGGUGACUGAGUACAUAAGCGCUUGAUCAAUGUUCUCGAUGUCAUGGAUAAGUUCAAAACGCUAGAACCUCUCAAGUUAUAUUCUCCCCCAGCGAGUGCUUCUCCCAUUCGAAAAGCCACAGUCGCACCCCAGUUUGUGGGCAAACUCCCGUCAGAUCUCCACCUAUUGAUUCUCUCUUACCUCCCUGUACCGGACUUUCCUGCCUAUGCUCGUUGCUCACAUGCCACCGCCGCCUUAGCUGAAAGUGAAAAGUUAUGGGAGACACGAUGGAAAUCACUGAAAAUGGAUAAUAAAGGUCUGGGAGUUGUGCUGAACGAUCUAGAAGAACAUUCGAAGGGAAGAGCAGCAGAGUCACGAGCAGCGGCGCCUCCAACAAUAACCGUAGAUGAUGAAUUUGGAGAUUUUGCCUCCGUGGAUGUACCACCGGAUGAGAUGGGUGACUUUGUAGGAGCUUUUCAGAAUCCAACAACCCCAAUGUCGGCGUCGUUGUGGACGAACAACUUCAAAUCGACUUCGACGUUUCGCGGACAGUACAUUCGCGUUCAUAAUCUCCUCAAGCCCUUAACUAAAACCCUCCUAUCACCUGCGCAUAUCAUUCUUAACGACCUUGCUGCUGCAGUCACGCCUUCUCUACGAUCAGAAGCCUCAACUCUGCGCUUGUUGUUCUUGUUCCUUUCGCAAAGCAUCCAACCGGUACGGAAAUGGCGCGAGUACAGAACUGCACUGCGAAGUGCAAUGGAUAGGUUUGAUGCAAAUCUGUUGGCGGCAUUCGACAACGCAGACGAAAGAGGUGACGAAAACGGAAUGCGGGAGGCAGCAGAGAGCAGCUGGCUCGUUUGGGACGGCGCAGACAGUGACUGGGAGAUGGGAAAAGUUUGGGCAGAGAAACGGGAGAUAUUCUACGAUCAACCCUGGGAUCCGUUGGCCAAUUUCACUAAAGACCGUCAACUUGCAUUCGAUGCUAUGGAUGACUUCAUGACCAUUGUCCUAAACGCCAUAAGCGAACACGGUUCUCGCGCCGUUCGAGUAUUCCCCGCUGAAGCUGGCGUCCUCAUAUCCUUUUCGGAACGCGUCGCUUCAGACGUAGUUGGAGAGUACAUAUCCACCGUUCUGACUCGUGCACGCGAGAUAUCCCUCGACAUUUUUCUGAAAGCCACUGCAGCGAGCUUUAGGGAAGCUUGGAAGAUGGUUGAUACCAUCAUGUCUGCAGGUGGAACAUCGACAUCCCGGACUAAAGCAGAAGACGUUGUCUUCCGCAUGUUUGAGCCAAACAUGGACGAGUAUCUUGAUGAGGAAACCGAAGUUGUCAAGCCCACGUUCGAGGCUAUAUGUAAAGGUUGGGAUCAACAAGCUUCGGAACGUCACAAUAACUUGGGCGACGUUUCUGCUCGAUUCCUCACUUCACAUAAUCCAUCUCAGGUUAAACGGAACGUCCUUGCAAGUUUCACUAGUGUGCUCUUACUACCCGUGACUAUCGUUCCCAGAACUGUAGGAGCUGUCGGCGGAGCAUUGGUGAGCGGAGGAACAGCAGUUGGCGGAGCUGCCGCCCAAGGAAUUGCCAUGUUGAACCCACAAAGAUGGGGCGGAGCCGGUGGAGGUGGAUGGGGUAUUUCAAACGUCCCAGAAGGUUACCAAAAACAUAGAGGUCAAGGGAAUGAAACGAUGUUUGAGAUUGGCUCAGACGAGGAUGACGAAGACGAGCAAGAGGAAAAGGAGAAAGCUGAGGUGUUUGAUGAAAAGCAUGGUGGACUAAGCCUAGCGCCACCUCCCUCAGCUGCUCCACUGUCCGCUGGUACUCUACACACUGCAUCUACCUCCCUAGACCAAAUGGACCAAAUGGAUACUUUACUCUCCCUCGACGUCGCUCUAGAGCUCAUUCACACCUCCCGCGAAUCCCUCAAGCGAUUAGAAACUUUUGCGGCAUAUCCUGAUCGAAUCGGUGAUAGAGUCAGAGAUACCAUUGAGGAAGUGUUCAUAUUGAUGCUGCAGGCAUUGGGAGAUGGUCAUGUAAAGCGUGGGUUUUCAAGAGCAACAGCCCGAAUGACGUCGUAUAAACCUGCAGAACACGAAGAGACGACAAGCGUAGCACCCCUGCUACAAUUCUUCGAGCUGGUCCAUAUCGGAGACACGAUCCAAAGUAUGGUGCAGGUGUACUUCGAUAAAGAAAUGGCUCCUCACAUCGAUAAAACUGACUUUCUCAACUCUGUCGUGCGCGAAAAAAAGCGGUUCGAAAACUCCCUCGACGACUCUGUUGCGGGAGGACUUAAUGCUGGCACCGAGGUCUUAAUGAACCAAGUCGAACAUAUAAUAUUGAAGCUCACCGAACCUAGAGAGUAUUACCCUCCGGAAAAUGCCGCGUUGGAUUUGAAACCGAGUAAGGGAUGCACUGAAGCGAUCAAGUGUUUGGAAAUGCAUUGUAAGCUGCUGAAGGGGAGCACGAGCAAAGAAGUGUUGGAGGUGUUCCAUCAGGAGGUUGGGAUCAGACUUAUAGCAAUCUUACAAAAGCAUAUCAAACGCCAAAUCAUAUCCCUCACUGGCGGGUUUCAGGUCAUCGCUGAUCUCAAUGCUUACCACGCCUUCAUUAGUUCACUCAAGGUACCUUCAAUAACCGCCGAUUUCGCCCAUCUGAAAAUGCUAGGACAUGUCUAUGUUGUCGAGGAUGCAAAGGAUUUGGCUCAAAUCGUGAGGGAUGUGACGAGGUAUGGAGGUGCAUAUAGGCCGGAGGAUAUAUACGAAUUUAUCCAACGAAGAUCAGAUUGGAAAAAGAUCGAAAAGACGGUAGAUAAAACGAUGUAUAAUUUGAGCUUCAAGGAGGAUUGUAUUGUUUGUUAAAUGG